AAUAGACAUGCACAGGACACGUGUUACUAGAGUUUGGAGAGGAUUAAGAAAAGUAAAUACGGAGAGAGAAGCGGUGCAGCGUGUCUUCCAAAUGAAGGAACACUCUGCGGUUAAUAAAUUCUGCUUCAUGACAAAGCUUUCAUUCAUAUUCCAAAGUAAGAAAGAAUCCGAAUGAGAAAAACCUCUUCUUCCAUUAUAACUACAUCCCUUUGCUUCUUCUUCUUCUUCUUCUUACUCUUCUUCACUCUUCCAUCUUCGCUCGCUGACUGCUUGCACUACGAUCAUCACGCGCCGAUGGCCACGCUCGGAGGCGUCCACGAUUCCCAAGGAUCUCAGAACAGCGGCGAAAUCGAAGCCCUCGCUCGAUUCGCUGUCGAUGAACACAAUAAGAAACAGAAUGCACUUCUCGAGUUUGCAAGGGUGGUGAGGGCGCGCGAACAGGUUGUUGCUGGUACCCUGCAUCACCUUACCCUUGAGGCUAUUGAUGCGGGUGAGAAGAAGAUCUACGAAGCCAAGGUGUGGGUGAAACCCUGGAUGAACUUCAAAGAACUCCAAGAGUUCAAGCCUGCUGAUGAUGCACCAUUGUUUACCAAUGCUGAUCUUGGUGUCAAAAAGGAUGGACACAAACCAGGAUGGCAAUCUGUGCCAACACAUGACCCUCAAGUUCAGGAUGCAGCAAAUCAUGCUAUCAAGACCAUCCAGCAGAGGUCUAAUUCACUAGUUCCCUAUGAGCUUCAUGAGGUUGCUGAUGCAAAGGCUGAGGUCAUCGAUGAUUUUGCUAAGUUUAAUAUGCUCCUCAAGGUCAAGAGGGGAAACAAGGAAGAGAAAUUCAAGGUGGAGGUACAUAAGAAUAACCAAGGGGGGUUCCAUGUAAAUCAGAUGGAACAAGAUCAUUCCGAACUGUGAUCUUAGGCUUGGACGCAGUAGCAAUAUCUAGCCUGAGUGGCUCCUAAACUUACAGUUUUUAUUUUAUUUAUGUUGGAUGUACGCAACUUUUUUUUUUCUUCUCUCUGUUACAUAUAAUACUUAUCAGGUAUUGCCUAAAUUAUUCACAUCUCAAUUUUCAAGUAUGUUGCUGUUUACCCCUUUCUCUACCUUGGCAACUAAUUCUUAUUUUCCAACUUUAGUGGCAUAUUUAAGGAAGCUACCAGUAAAUGUAUCACAUCAAUAACCUAUAUGUGGAUAUUUCACCGUUCAUUUU
Molecule: messenger RNA, 1201 nt
Organism: Abrus precatorius (Indian licorice)
Lineage: Eukaryota; Viridiplantae; Streptophyta; Magnoliopsida; Fabales; Fabaceae
Product: cysteine proteinase inhibitor 6
Exons: 4
Coding region: 172-906 (244 amino acids)
Molecular function (GO): cysteine-type endopeptidase inhibitor activity
Source: RefSeq, a predicted model, not a curated record